This is a messenger RNA of Porites evermanni, 531 nucleotides long. The record is from the annotation of a GenBank genome assembly. NCBI's taxonomy places the organism in Eukaryota, Metazoa, Cnidaria, Anthozoa, Scleractinia, Poritidae.
AUGGCGGACAAUGCAACUGGCUCUGAAGAAACAUGGAUUCCGGCUUCAAGACGGCCUGACGGUACAUGGCGAAAAGCUCGACGAGUAAAGGAAGGUUAUGUACCACCUGAUGAAGUGGCAAAAUACGAAAGUAAAGGAAAACAGUGGGCAGAUAGUAUUCCGAAACUACCGCCAGGAGUUCACGAAGAGCAAACACCGCUCUCGAAAAAUCAGAAAAAGAGAAAGAACAAAAAGAAAGAUGUAGGUGAUAACCAGAAAUGUGACGUUUCCAGUGUGACAGAGAAAAUUCAAAGUGUUCAACUUUCGAAUACUGUGGCCAGUACUGCGGCAGGAACGGUUUACACGAGCAACCCGGACGAUUUAAAAGUAAAACGGUUAAAAAAUCUGCGGAAAAAAUUACGGCAGAUCGAAGAACUGCAAGCUAAGAUUGACUCUGGAGAACUAGUUAACCCAGAAGCUACUCAGUUAGAGAAGCUAUCCAGAAGAGAAGAAGUAGAACAGGAACUUGAACAGCUUGAAGCUGAAAUGUGA